AUGUCCUCCAUGCGCAACGCCGUCCAAAGACGGCAACACCGCGAACGAGGCCAGCUCGAAGGCCGCGAAAAAUGGGGUAUCCUCGAAAAGCACAAAGACUACUCCCUCCGCGCCAAAGACUACAACGCCAAAAAGGCCAAGAUCAAGCGCCUCCAGGAACUCGCCGCCAGCCGCAACCCGGAUGAAUUCGCCUUCGGCAUGAUGUCCGCGCACUCGCAGACAAAAGGCAAGCACGGCUCUGCGGCGCGCGACUCGGCUGCGAAGCGGGGGCUGAGCCACGAUGCGAUCAAGUUGCUCAAGACGCAGGAUGCGGCGUACCUGCGGACGACGGGGGAGCGGCUACGACGGGAGAUCGAGAAGGUGGAGCAGGAGGUGAGGUUACAGGAGGGGAUCCAGGAGGCUCUUGGGGAGAAGAAAGAUGAGAGCGAGGAGGAGGAGGAGGACAUGGAGGAAGACGAUGAUGACUUUGAUUUUGAUUUCGGGCCGAAAGAGAAGCGCGGGCAAAAGAGGGCGAGGAAGUUGGUCUUUGCGGAUGAUCGGCGGGAGCAGCGGACGUUGAAGAAACGGCGACUCCAAGAAGAUCAAGAGGAUGAGGAUGAGGACGAAGAACAGUCGUUUGGUGAAUUGCAGAAGAAGCAGCAGCAGCAGCAGAAAAAGACGCAGAAACAGCUCGAGGCGGAGAGGCAGGCUCUCGUCGAGGCUCGUCGAGUCCGCAAGAUGAAGAAGAGAGCUGCCGAGGCUCGUGAGAACAAGCUCAAGGCGCUGCGGAAGCAGUAUGCCGAUAUCACUGCCGCCGAGCGCGAGCUGGACUGGCAGCGAGGGCGGAUGGAUAAUUCGGUUGGGGGGACGAACAAGGAUGGCAUCAAGUGGAAGAUCCGCGAGCGCAAGAAGUGA
Aspergillus viridinutans is the source of this 894-nucleotide messenger RNA. RefSeq names its product rRNA-processing protein UTP11. Lineage: Eukaryota; Fungi; Ascomycota; Eurotiomycetes; Eurotiales; Aspergillaceae. The transcript has 2 exons. Gene Ontology annotation, biological process: rRNA processing. The coding region runs from base 1 to 894 and encodes 297 amino acids. Gene Ontology annotation, cellular component: nucleolus; small-subunit processome. The record is from RefSeq and is a predicted model, not a curated record.